CCACCGAGGCUGAGUGUUAGGGUUUGUACUUUCUAUUUGGAUGAGUUUGGAACACCAGCUCUACACUCUUCAACGCUAUGGAACCUUCUUUUUCAGAAUACGGCCGUUUGGAGACGAAAACAAGUGGAGGAAUUACUAAAACCUGUUUGAUCACUUGUACUUGAAUUGUCUUAGUAUUUCUGUCACAAGGCAUCCAUCUUGAAAGAUCAAUCAUGCACAAGAUUAAUCCACUAAACUUGGAUGAAGAUGAGGAAGCUGAUGAUGGAAUAAGUAAGACUAUAAAUAGUGCAAGCCCAAGCAACAGCAGUGAGAAGAAGGAAACUGCUUCAAGUGGGGUGCGGCCAUAUGUAAGAUCAAAGACGCCUAGGCUGCGAUGGACCCCUGAACUUCAUCUUUGUUUUGUUCGAGCCGUGGAGAGACUUGGCGGUCAAGAGAGAGCAACUCCAAAACUGGUCUUGCAACUAAUGAACAUCGAGGGUCUUAGUAUUGCUCAUGUCAAGAGUCAUUUGCAGAUGUAUCGGAGCAAGAAGAUUGAUGAUAAGGGUCAAGUUGUAAACAACAGGCAUCUUUUGGGAAGUGUAAAUUACUGUUCUCAAAAUCUUCGGUACCAGUCCAUGCUUCAAGAUCAAAGAGUGAUCAGUGAUAUUUCAUGGAGGGCAUUUGCUGGAAAUCGCAUAAAUUGCAGAAGGAGAGCCGGUUUCUGCCGUUCAGACAUGACUAAAGAAGUUGGUUCAAAAGCAAGGAAUGAGGUUGUCUACAUGAAUAAUAACCCCAUCUUCAGUGAGCAACCUGUUAGGGAAAUAGAAGGGUUUCAAGAUAUAAUUGAUGAUUGUGCAGAAGUGCAGCCAAUACUGAUUCUUCCCUCUUUUUCAAACAAGUGGCUCGGAAGAGGAGCAGAAAGACAAGUUAGGGUAGCCAAAAGAAAAGCAGUCGAUGAUGAGGACCUUGAUUUGAGCCUGUCACUGAGCACAAAGAUGGGGCAAGAAGUUAGGAGAAAGACUUGCAAUGAGGAAGAAGCUGCAAAUAGCAAUUUGUCUUUGUCUUUAUCUUCUCCUUCAAAGACUGAAAUGUAUUCUUUGAAUGUAAACAUGGUCUCAAAGAGGAGCAACUUGAAGGAAGGUCAUGAUUCUACAAGGUAUCUUAAACUGGCGAGUACCCUUGAUCUGACUAUAUCAUGAACUCCAGAGAAUUCUAGUCAGAUCUUGUUGGUACUUGUACAGGAAAACAUUUUAUCUUCUUCUUAGCUCCCUUUGAUCACCAAUUAAUAUAAGUGUGAAUGUUAAAAAGGAAUAA
Gossypium arboreum is the source of this 1293-nucleotide messenger RNA. RefSeq names its product myb family transcription factor MPH1-like. Gene Ontology annotation, molecular function: DNA binding; DNA-binding transcription factor activity. Lineage: Eukaryota; Viridiplantae; Streptophyta; Magnoliopsida; Malvales; Malvaceae. Bases 213 to 1178 code for a protein of 321 amino acids. The record is from RefSeq and is a predicted model, not a curated record. The transcript has 5 exons.